AUGCAUUUGAUCGUACGUGACGAAGGCGAAACUAGCGAGCUUGGGUCAAGAAAAUUUUCCGUGAACUUUGACCCGACACGGUUGUUGAACUUGAGUGCUGUUCAUAUUGCUAGCGAUCAUGUUAUCGUGUCUUGGAGGUGGUCUGCUGCUAACGAUGAUGCGAAGAUUGUGGGGUUUGUCGCCAGGUGGCGGGAAGUUAUUGUUUCCGGAAGUGACGACAUUGAUGACGGGAGAAUCAGACUGAUGAACGUAACCUUGAUGCCAUCAUCGUCGUCGUCGUCAUCGUCGUCGUUUCUGCAAGAAGCCACGCUGUAUAAUUUAAAGUCAUCAACCAAUUACGAUGUGGCCCUCUGGUCACGUGAUGCCUCGGGUGCUGUGGGCGUUUGGUCUGGAGAGAUCCAGGUCAAAACCAAAGAGGAAGAAUUAAGACCUGCAGCGCCUCAGAAUCUACAGGCGGUCGCCCUCUCGUCCACCUCAAUCCAGGUCACGUGGGAGAUGACGUCAUCUCAACAACAACAACAACAAAACUUCGUCGCAGCAUCAAAAUUUAAAAUAAUUUAUAGCGACGAUGUUGAAAGCAUGGAAACAUUUGUUCUCCCAUCAUCAUCGUCAGUGACAUCAUCAGUGACGUCAUCUUCCGUAAAAAUGGUCCACCAAUUACAAUCCUUGAGGAAGUUUACGAAUUAUAACAUUCGCGUCGUUGCGAUAUCAGCCGAUGGAGCUGAGAACAAUGCGGCCGAUGAAGUCACUGCAGUCACUUUUUCCGAUGUUCCGAGCUCACCUCCACAAAAUGUAACAGUAGAGGCCAUCAGCUCAACCACCAUAAUAGUUAGAUGGGACCAGCUGAACGAAGACCUCGUAAACGGCAUUCUGAUUGGCUAUCAGGUGAGGGUCAAGGUUGCCAAGGACAAAUCAGCGACAAGUAGUAGUAGUAGUAGUGGUGGCGGUGGUACAAUUACUGCAGUUACUGACGCUAGCCAAGUAUUCGUCAGUAUUAAUGAUCUGAACCAUAGCGCGACGUACAGCGUCCAGGUAGCCGCGCAGACGAGAAACGGAAGUGGACCCCCGUCGCCAUGGCAGCAAGUCGCCACCCUCUCACGUGAUCUUGAUGAAUCGAAACUCCCUAGCAAGCCGAUAAUACACCUGGCAAAACCCUCCCAUAACACCAUUUCCCUGACGUGGUCACCCCCAAAAACGAAUGACGUCAUCAUUCGGGGGUACGUGUUGGGGUACGGAGUGGGUAGCCCCCACGGGAAGAUACCAUCGUCCGAAUACAUCAUCAUGUUGAAAGCAUUCAACAACGCCGGUGAAAGCGCCCCCGCGUACAUAACGGCCAUUACCCUCUCUGAAUAUAGCUCCAGGGACCAGCAGCUCCCCAGUGCGGUCAUCAUCCCACCCGUCGGUCUGAAGACGACGGUCCUCUCGUCAACGUCCAUCGUCCUCGAGUGGACCGACCACGAUAUGAAGAACAAUAACAGGAGGAAUAAUAAUAAUAAUAAUAAUAAUAAUAAUAAUAAUAAUAAAAGAUACUAUACUGUCGUGUACAGUCCGAAGCAUCAAUCAGCCUCUCAGCGCCGUCGAACCCAGUUGAACACUCAGAACCUCUUCUACCAGGUAGACCUCUUGAGACCUGACACUGAAUACGAGUUUUGUGUCAUGAUCGUCGUCGUUCCUUCAUCUCCCCCUCGUGACGUCACACCGAUCAGUAUGGAGGCCAAACCAAACGUGGUCACCAUCAGCUGGCAGCCGCCCACUGAAGAAUGGGCUACUGAAACCGUCAGCGGCGACAAACUGUCGACCACGAUAAGGGGCUUGACCUUUGACACGACCUAUUAUUUCAAAGUUCAGGCCAGAAACAACGCGGGGUUAAGCCCUAUGACCGGGGUCACGGUUUAUAAUAGUCCAAAAUAUUCCAGCACUCCGCAAAACGGAAAUGACGUAUCUGAUGAUGUCAUCAUGUAUUCUAAAAAUAGAAAUCCCAAUUCACCGCCAUCAUCAUCGUCGUCGUCAUCAUCGUCAUCAUCUUCGUCAUCAUCAUCAUCCUUGAGUAUACCGGCGAAUGUCCUGUGGAUCAUCAUCAGCAUCAUCGCGACCUUGACCUUACUGGUGGUCGUCAUAGCGAUGACCUUGGUCUGCCGGCGAAGGAGGAAGAUGAUGAUGAUGAGGAGGGGGAAGGAGGAUUCUAGAAGGAACGGCUACCUGCCGGCAAACACCACCACCAACAACAACUUCAACGACCUCAAGCCAGAAGACAUCGACAACAACAGCGCCGUUCACAGCAACAGUCUAGACAGCCAUCAUCUCCACCAUCGUCAUCUUUAUCCUCAUCAGCAUCUUCAUCAUCAGCAGCAGCAGAGGAAUAACAUGAAUAAACCGCCGCCUGAUCUAUGCACACACGGAAGGAGUUUUCUGGAGUUGAAAGGUUCAGAAAAAGAUCCAGACGAAUUGACCGAAAUGAUGUCACGACAUACCUCAUCAAUUGAUGAAGACGCACUUAGCGAUACCGAGAGGCAUAGGUACGCCAGCAACCACAACAAUGUGUCUCGAAAUAAGCUGUUAAGUGGCUGUGCUGUUGGCGCUCAUGACUCGUCAUCUGUGUCUAUGAAAGAACCCUACAUGAUAACGAACGGGGCCAUCACAACUCCACCAGCGUCUUCUUCUUCAUCAUCGACCAUGAUCAGACCAAACUAUCCGCGGACUCAAUAUACAACACAGCAACAACAACAACAGCAACAACAGCAGUACCAACAACAACAACAACAUUUGUAUCCACUGCAUGUUCAGCAGCAGCAGCAGCAACUUCAUCCGCAAAUCCAGCAGCCGUUUCUGCAAUACCAUCAACAACAGAAUGUCGUUAACAAUACGCCGAGAGUUAAUGUCGGGAUUAUGCCUCAGCCUGACCACCGGCCAAUGGCAGCUGUCGAAGGCUUCGUUGAACACGCCCACACACCCCCGCUCAUUAAUUUGACAGCUCGAUCUCUGGCCAAUCAGAACACGGGAACUCCUCCACCGCCUCCUACGUCAUCAACAACGUCAUCAAGACCCAAGGGUGCUGCCGGCAACGAUCUGGUAUCUGAUACUAAAUCCUUCACGACAGAAGACCUCUGUGCGGAAAUGAAUAACCUGGAAGGACUCAUGAAAGAUUUGAGUGCCAUAACGCAGCAAGAGUUUCAACUGUAACCUGUCUACCUGUGUGCGUGUGCGUGUGUUUGUAUGUGUGUGUGCGUGUGUUUGUAUGUGUGUGUGCGUGUGUUUGUAUGUGUGUGUGUGUGUGUGUUGUGUGUUUGUUUGUGUGUAUGUGU
This is a messenger RNA of Helobdella robusta, 3302 nucleotides long. RefSeq lists its product as hypothetical. Gene Ontology annotation, molecular function: protein binding. NCBI's taxonomy places the organism in Eukaryota, Metazoa, Annelida, Clitellata, Rhynchobdellida, Glossiphoniidae. Gene Ontology annotation, biological process: cell-cell adhesion. Bases 1 to 3180 code for a protein of 1059 amino acids. The transcript has 21 exons. The record is from RefSeq and is a predicted model, not a curated record.